AUGCAGUUACUGAAUUCAAAUGAAGUAGCUUCGGAUGCCGAAGCCAGCGAAAUUGAAAAGCCGCAAGAAGUUUUGGAAGCCCAAUAUUCGAAAACUGGUAAGGAAGCGGGAACAACACCAUUCGUUGUGGAUAAUGCUGUAACUGUUCCAAAUAGACUGCGGAAUGAUGAAGAAAUUGAGUUAAGAAGCCCAAUAAAAAAGCUUUUUAAACGAAACGAUGACGUGAUGGACAGGGUUCUUAACCAAGUGGAUUUCGAAAAAAAAUUCGCAAGUUUGCCGGCGUUCACUCCAGAUGACCCGCAGAAAGGUUCACGUUCCGAAUUUUUUUGUGUAAACAAUUUUUAUUUUAUGCUUUCUUUGGAACAAAACGAUGGCACUGUAGAAGGUACAUCAUCGUUGCCAUCAACACCUUCUGCUCUUCUACGAACAAUUCUGGAAAAGAAAUGCAGCAGGCGUGAUAACGACAGGAAGGAUUCUCCGCUUAGCACUCCACGUACACCGCGCACAAUACAUUCGACCCCAAAGACUCCAGGAACUGAAGAUUCCGGAGAAUUUGCUGUGUUGUUUUUCAAGAAUUAUUUGGUGUUCGCUAAGGAUGAGUGUGUAUCUCCGUUAACGCAGUACAGUCCCCGAACACCGAACACACCUCUGGAUGGUUGUGCUGAGAAGUCAACAAGCCGCAGAUUGCUCGACCAUCGCAGACAGCUUGUUGUUGAACUGCUGGAAGAAUAUGGAAUGUUCCCAACAGGACAAGCAACAUCGGCUUUUCAAAACAAGUAUCGGCAAUUCUUUCCCAAUAAACAAACACUGACACUGAAAAUUCGUGAAGUUCGCCAGAAGAUGAUGGCAAGCAUGCAAUCCCCGCUGACACCUUCUUCCGAUUGCAUAUCUCAGAAACCGGACAGCUGUGUUAUAAAUCAGUCCGCUUAUGCUUCACUGGACGAGCCUUGCUAUGUGAGCGACAGCAGUGAUUUGAGCGAGCAGCAUCUUUGUUCUUUGGAUAACAGCCACAAAUCAGCGUUUAUACCAACUGGACCGACUGCUAUGUCGUACAAUUCGUCGUUAGUUUCAAUGCAGUACAUUCCUCCGAACAUCAAUGUUAACAGUGUAUGA
This is a messenger RNA of Gongylonema pulchrum, 1113 nucleotides long. NCBI's taxonomy places the organism in Eukaryota, Metazoa, Nematoda, Chromadorea, Rhabditida, Gongylonematidae. The record is from the annotation of a GenBank genome assembly.